This is a messenger RNA of Cavenderia fasciculata, 5154 nucleotides long. RefSeq lists its product as uncharacterized. The record is from RefSeq and is a predicted model, not a curated record. Lineage: Eukaryota; Evosea; Eumycetozoa; Acytosteliales; Cavenderiaceae. Bases 1 to 5154 code for a protein of 1717 amino acids. The transcript has 6 exons. Gene Ontology annotation, molecular function: phosphatase activity.
AUGGAUACUCAUCAUUCUUCAUCUUACUCUGGGAAUGGUCAUGGAGGAGGGAGUCAUGGUGGAAUGUAUACAAUGAAUAAUAGUUACCAUCACAGCAACAUCAUCAACAACAACAACCAAUCAUCUCCAUCUGCUUCAUCGCCAUCAUCACCCUUUUCAUCAUUCACUCCUUCAUCUUCUUCUACUCCUAUCACUCUUAACAAUAGAUCAACUGUACAUGAUAUAUAUGAAACUUCUCAUGGUGAUUUUUUUAUAGUAUCAUCAUUAUCAUUUAGAAAGGAUACACAAAUCAUUAGAAUAGAGGGACGAUGUGGAAUGAUGAUAUACGAGGGAUUACCUGGACUCGAUUUGUUUCCCAAUCAUCGACUGGCAACUGCUUUUCUUCAGAAAAAAUAUACACUCAAGUCAAAGACAAAGGCAUGCGCCAUUCUUGGAUACAUCGUAGCUGAUCGUUCAGCUCAUCUAUUGGUAGCUACCAAGGUUAGAAGUGAAGGUGAACUAUUGGGAUUACAUCCAAUCAGUGUCGUUUUGGAAAGUAGUUGGAUUAAAAUUGAACUAUCCUAUCCUUCUUCAUAUCAACCUAAAAUGGAUACCAAUUCAUCUGCCACCACAUCAUCAUCAACCACAUCAAAUCUAAAUUCUUCAUCUUCAUCUGUACAACAACAACAACAACAACAACAACAACAACAACAACAACAACAAGAUUUAAAUAAUAAUAAUGAUAAUAAUGUAAAUAAUAAUAAUAAUAGUUUUAAUAUUCAUGGAAGUAAUUUUAGUACAAUUGGUAGUUUUAGUGUUGGUAGUUAUGGUAGUAGUAUUGGUAGUCUUCCAAAUACAAGUAAUUUAUCUAGUAGUGUUGGGGGUAGUACACAACUUCAUUUUAAUGGUCAAAGUCAACACUCUCAACAACAACAGUCUCAACAAACUCAACAAACUCAACAAUCACAACAAUCACAAUCUCAAGAUGAUAAUGGAUUACCAUCAGAAAGUAAUAUUACAACACAAACAUUAUUAAAUAAUUUACAAAGUUAUCCAAUUGAUGGAACACAUUUCUAUUGCGAAUCUUAUGAUUUGACAAAUUAUUUCCCAUCGAAUAGAACUACACCCUAUCAAUUCAAUUCAGAGUUUACAUGGAAUGAAUGGAUUCGUAGACCAUUUGAUCAAGUUUCACUAUCAAACCUGUGUGUAGUAUUAUUACAGGGAUACGCAUCGAUUAGAUACAUUCAAGCACUCAACACAACCACAUGUUAUAUCAUGAAACGUUCAAAACUCAAUCCAGAAACAUUAUAUCAUGGUCAUGGAAUUAAUGAUCGUGCAGGUGCAAGCAAUGAAUACGAAUGUGAAAUCAUCAUGUGGAAAUAUACUACUAGUCAAACUAUACAAUGGACUAGUAAUGUUUGGAGAAGAGGAACUAUCCCAAUUUGGUGGAGAUCAAGAUUAAAGCAAAAUGGAUCAGAUUUACAAGUUAAAGAUAAUGCAUUUGAAAAUUCAGAACAAUAUUAUUUAAAUUUAUUAAAUAGAUAUCAACAUUUCUAUGAUAAUAAUAAGAAUAGUUUACCAAAUAUUAAUUUGGUCAAUUUGUUAAAGACUGAUGAUCCACAGGAAUCACUACUCUCUCAACUAUACCAAAAAUCAUGUGAAAAGGUAAUGUCGCUGGUCAAUGUCAAUCUGAACCUCAUUUCAUUUGACUGGAGUGGUAUUUUAAAGGGAAAUAAUAAUUCAUUAUCAAAAACCGUUCAAAAUCUAUGGAGUGUUUUAAAGGAUCCUUUGGAAAAUGCAGGAUUUUCACGUGGAACAGCUAGAGUUGUCAUUAGAGAGGAUCUAUCAAAUUCAAUGGGAUCUAGUAAUAGUGAAUCAGACAAUCAUAGUGGAAUUGGUAGUGCCGUACAACAUCAACAACAACAAAAUCAAACAGCAAUAUUUUAUGAUCGUCGUAUCAUUCAUGAACAAUAUCAUAGACAAAAGGAGAUUCUAAAGUUUAGUUGCCUAGAAUCAUUGGAAAGAGUCAAUAUUGUGAGUUACUUUUCACUAUUUCAAAUCAUGGUUCAAAUGGGAAAAUCAUUGGGUAUUGGAUUUAGUGAUAUCUAUGGUCUAAAUAAUGUCACGUUGGAUUUUAUGAAUGGAGCACUCAAAAAACUUGGUUUAUUUGUUCCAUUGACAGAAUUCUUUGUUUCAAGCUCUGAUAUUUGUAAUAUUCUUUAUUUAAAUAAUCUUUCUCAACAAGCUCCAACCAUGAGAGAAUAUACUUAUGCUUCAAAUAGUCAUCUUUUAUCAAAUCAUAGAAAAUAUCAAAAUGCACAUACAGAGGAAAGUAGAAAUCUUCAAUAUUUGAUAUUUUUAGGAUUUUUUGGUAGUUUUAAAUUCCCAUUUAAUAAUCAAUACUUGACACCAAUACAACAACAACAACUAGUUAUUGAUAGACCAGUACAAUGGAUAUCGACUUCACCAUCAACUUGUAUAAAAUCAUUACCAACACUCUUGGAAAAGAGUAAUUUGAAUUCAUCUAUUUUGGUUCGAGAGAUUGACGACUUUUGUUGGAUCUUUCCAGCACAACAGAAUGAAUCCACUCCAACUUAUGAAGUUGUACUAUAUCUAUCGCAGCCAUCGGUAGUCUCGGAACUCUGUCUCACAGUUGCCCAUGGAACCAAUUCAGACAGUUACCCAUCGUCUAUGGAUGUAUACCUUGGAAAUUAUAUGGACGACCUGCAUGCAGUCGUCCAAGAGAUGACUAUCCCAAGAUGUACUACUGGUACCAAACUCACAUACCAACUCCCAAGACAUCCUCUUGAACAAUAUGGAUGCAUUACUGGCAAUGGUGUGAAAAGUGGUGCUCAACAAAGUCUUUUGUCAGAGGAUAGAAUCAUGAACAGAAUUGUAAAGAUUGUAUUUAGAGGUACAACAACCCCUCUGACCAUUGGUAAAAUAGAGAUAUUUGGUCAUCCAACUCGUAUCAUUUCAAAACAAUUGGCCUACAUAUCUUCAUUAAACCAAGAAAAACUAGAUGAUAAUAAUUCUCUUAUUUUUGAUCAAAGAAGUAAUAGUAAUAGUAAUAAUAAUAAUAAUAUUAAUAAUAGUAAUAAUAAUAACCUAUGUUGUAAAGUUACUCAAAAAAAUAAUAGUAAUAUAGAUUUAAUUAUAGAGAAUCAAAUAUGUAAUCUAUUAUCAAUUUUAAAUGUUGAUCCAUCCGAACAACAACAACAACAACAAUCUACAGUAAAUGGACACCAUCACAAUGACAAUUCAACAAAUGGUGGUGAUAGUAGUAGAAAACAACAACAACAACAACAAUCACAAUUUCAAAGAUAUCCAUAUCAACCAUCUUCACAUCUUCAAUCACCUAUUCAACCACAUCAACAAAAAUCAGAAUUAUUGGAUGAUUUAUCAAAGGUUGAUGAAACUACAGAAGACUCUCAACUCAUUGGUAAAGAGACUGGAGAAGUACUCUUAAUCACAGACUAUAAUGGAGAUAAAACAUUUAUGGAGGAGAAUGUCGAUCACCAUGAAACAACCGAGACCAUAUUGAUCAAUACUCCCAUUAAAAAGGAGACACCCUACAAGCAAUAUGAAAAUGUCAUUAAAAGACUCUUAUCAAGUGGCUCGUCGGCAAGUAGUAAUCAAUUCCAGAAAUUAACAUUGAUGGAAGUAUUGGAACUAGAAAUCAAGCGUAUUACAUUGGGUGUCUGUGGUGAAGAUCGUGAUCGUAUCCUGACUGACCUCCAAAUCCCAUUGAACCAUAUCAAUCCUCUCAGAUUCCUAUUUGAAAGAGAGGAAAAGAUCGAGGUGGUCAUUAGAAAGGGAACAAAGUACAAGUCAUCCAUUUGCCAGCUCCCUCAAUGUGGCAAACAAUUUAUCUAUCUUGACAAGCUACGUCACAAACAGUGUCCCUAUUGUUACAAACGAUUCUGCCCUUCAUGUAUGUCUGGGACACCGGUACGUGUCAUUGAAUACGAAAUAACCAAGCCAAUUGUAGUUUGUAGUGCUUGUGCUCUCCUCAUCUCCAAACAAGAAUCAAUGUUUAAACAGAUCGCCGAUCACAAUUCAAUGCUCAACAAUGAAUUGUCAAAGAUUAGCCUUUCAUUCCAUCAACUGUUGCUACUUCAACUCGAACAACAACACAGCGAACCUGGUUCUAUCAAUGGAUUAAUCACAUCGCCACGCCACAAUACCUAUGAUUCUUUGUAUAAAUCUCUCCUUCCAGUCUCUGAAUACCCAUCGAGUGGUAUUUUAAAUAGAGUCACUACCGAUGUCCAAUCACCACCCAUCGAAACCAUCCUCCUUCCUCCCAAUAUUCUUCCUCUUACCACAUUUUGGUAUGCUCCCCCAGGUGUAAAUACUGUUGAUAUCAAUAUUCUCUUAUCUUUUGAUGCAAUGGUUUAUACUAUAACACUUUUAGUUGAUUCUUUAGGAUAUUUUAAUUAUACUUUACCACAAAUUGAAGUAAGAAUUGGAAAAACAUUUACAGAUCAAUUAGAAACUGUUGGUACUUGGAUAUUACAACCAAAUGGUUGGGGUAAUAAUCCAAAUUUAAUUAUUCAACCUCAAUCAUGUAUAUCCUAUUAUCUUCCUAAACCUCUUCAAGCAAGAGUAGUAUCACUAAGAUUUACUUUACCAAAUAUUCCAACAUUUUUAACAUAUGAUCAUAAUGAACCAUUUUUACAUAUUGGUAGAAUAGCAAUUCAUGGUAAUUAUAGUGAUGGUUUAUUUGAGAUUCCUUCAUUUUUAUCAUCUUCCAUACCUUUGGAACAAAGUGAUAAGGAAUUGUAUGAAAAUACACUCUAUACAAGUUCUUCAAUCACCACCAAACGUAAUCCAAUCAAGAUUAUAAGCUCACAAGUCAAAUCGAGAGCUAUUCAUAUUACGAUUGACCCUUCCAUUUCAGUAAAAGGGUUCAGUGUUAUUAUAUCACAAGAUGAAAAUGAAGGUGUGAGAAGCCAGAUCAAGGGUAUCACUGUAUCAUGUGUCACUGCCAACCAAAAAGGAGAAUAUCAAUCACACACCUAUGUCACUCAAGUCACUGUCCCGAAAAGUAGAAUUAAUAGUACUCUCUAUUUCGAUCUUCCCUAUCUGCCAUCAUCCGUUCAUGUACUUGUCUUUGAAUUUACAUCAAAUUAUGGUUCAAAUGUUGCUUCCCUACCAAGAGUCAAUUUAUAUUAA